UCAUAAGGGACGGAAGAAUGAAUGGGAAUGGGAUUUUAAUAUUGUCAGUCACUCCGUUCUGGCCAUUCAAAGGACCCAAAGGCACCUAGUAGGCGGUGCAGGCUCCUCUCCGGCCUGCUUGCUGAGGAGAGCCUAUCGGUGUUGCCUGCCCGGAGCUGCAGGAGGCGGGAGGUAGAAGAGUUUGUACGGGAAACAUUGGGCGGGGAAUUAAACAGGAAUUACGUUGUUUUUAAUAUCUGUAAAUAAAGACUGUACAUCUGGUUUCUGAUGGAAGCAGAUGGUUUUGUGAGGGGACGCCGGAUGUCAGCUGAGACACCCGGUGGGGACCGCGGGGUCACAGGCGCAGGAGCCAGCGCAGGGAUCCGGUGGCUUGGCGGUGGGUUCUGGGGCGUUUCGGACAAAAUAUUUGGAAGUCUGUCACCGCGGGUCGGAGGGGACGCCGACCAGGCGCUGCAGCUGCAGGGCACUCCGGAGGCCGCAGAUAUCCCCGACCCAGAUUACGAGGGUCUGCCGAACGGAGCCUCCACAAGCACCCACAUGUUAGCGGGAGCUGUGGCAGGCAUCAUGGAACAUUGCCUGAUGUAUCCUAUUGACUGCGUCAAGACGCGAAUGCAGAGCUUGCAGCCCGAGCCAGCAGCACGCUACAGGAACGUGAUGGACGCCCUGCGGCGCAUUGUGCGGACAGAGGGAAUCUGGCGGCCCAUGCGGGGGUUAAAUGUCACAGCAACAGGGGCUGGCCCCGCCCACGCUCUCUACUUCGCCUGUUAUGAGAAGCUGAAAAAGACACUGGGAGACAUCAUUCACCCUGGGGCAAACAGCCAUGUGGCUAACGGUGCUGCUGGGUGUGUCGCCACAUUACUUCAUGAUGCAGUGAUGAACCCAGCUGAAGUGGUGAAGCAGAGGAUGCAGAUGUACAACUCUCCUUACCGCAGCGUUUUAGACUGUAUGAGGGAGGUGUGGCUGAAAGAGGGUGCGGCCGCGUUCUACCGCAGCUACACCACCCAGCUCACCAUGAACAUCCCCUUCCAGGCCCUGCACUUCAUGACCUACGAGUGCCUGCAGGAGAAGCUCAACCCUCGCAGACAGUACAACCCCACUUCACAUAUGGUGUCUGGAGCACUUGCAGGGGCUGUGGCUGCCGCCGCCACCACCCCACUGGACGUUUGCAAGACGCUCCUGAACACCCAGGAGUCUCUGGCCCUGCACUCCCUCAACGUGAGCGGACACAUCUCGGGUCUGGCCCAUGCCUUCCGGACGGUUUACAGGCUUGGGGGGGUCCUUGCUUACUUCAAGGGGGUGCAGGCCAGGAUCAUCUACCAAAUGCCUUCCACAGCCAUCGCCUGGACCGUCUAUGAGUUCUUCAAGUACUUCAUCACCGAGCACCAACAUGCGAAGCGAAAAGCACAGCGGGAGAGUGAAAAAUAAUCCCAAAAAGAAUCAUCAAAAAUAAAGUUGGAAAAAAAAGAAAUAUAAAUAGUUUUAUCGGGUCUUUAAAACAAAAGUAAUACGCACAUAGAAACAUGCAGAAAGUUUGAAACGCCCCUCAGCCAGACAAAAUUAACAUGUACUUUAAGUUAACUUAGACUCCACAAGGGGGAGCUGUGGUUCUUUUCAUUUAACACUCAAAAAUACAGCUUGUGAAAAGUUUUAAGUUUGGUUUUAAAAUUAGUAAAGAAGGAAUAGAAAGCCCCUUUGGAAAUAUGAUUUAACAUAAACCUGGGAGUAAUAUAAUAAGUGAUCUGCUAUUGGUCACUGAAAAAAUGGGGACUGAAUAUCAGUUUACAGCCCAAUAUAUAUGCCUUCCUACAUUAAUAUAAAAUUUGUAACUACUGAAGAAUCACAGUGCAUGGCAGACAACUUCCUGCCAGCACACUAACACAGAGCAGGAUUUCACAUAGAACCUCUUGCUGUGGUGUCAGAAUUCUUAGCACUAAUCUCAUAAUAUAAUACCACAAGCUUCAGAUUUCUCUGAUUUUAGUGCUUCAGAGGCUAGCGAUCAUUGCCUUACCAUGCCUUCAUUAAGCAUUAAGUUUCUGGGCUUGAUUUUUAAAUAGCCAUUUACAUGGCAUUGCCAUAGAUAAACACAAUCUUUAAUCCAACAAAUCUGCACAGAAAUGCAUUCGCACUGGAACUGGGGGAGGAAAGGGUAGAAAACUUCUACAUCCUUACCCCAUAAAAAUGUUCUGUGCUGAGGUUGAUGUGAGCUGAUGCCAUGCAAAUGGUGACUGUGAAAUCUUGUUGGUGAUGGUAUCUCCAGUGGUCAAGGAAAAAUCAGAAAUAUGCAUUGUAGCAGCAGAGUCUGGUUUCCACCAUGUUAACUAUCACUUUGGCACUGAUCAAUAGUUCCAUGCUUCUAGCUUUCAAAAGUGUAAACUAAUUAGCCCUUGGAAUGCUGGAUUUAUACAAUACCCUUUUUUGAAGGCAGAGUCCUGUUUCAUUUUAUUUAUAUAUAUAUAUAUAUAUAUAUAUAUAUAUAUAUAUAUAUAUAUAUAUAUAUA
Polyodon spathula (Mississippi paddlefish) is the source of this 2498-nucleotide messenger RNA. Its product is annotated as mitoferrin-2-like. Gene Ontology annotation, biological process: iron import into the mitochondrion. Gene Ontology annotation, molecular function: ferrous iron transmembrane transporter activity. The transcript is spliced from 4 exons. The record is from RefSeq and is a predicted model, not a curated record. Lineage: Eukaryota; Metazoa; Chordata; Actinopteri; Acipenseriformes; Polyodontidae. Gene Ontology annotation, cellular component: mitochondrial membrane. The coding region runs from base 268 to 1425 and encodes 385 amino acids.